Ceratotherium simum simum (southern white rhinoceros) is the source of this 464-nucleotide messenger RNA. Its product is annotated as serine protease 57. The record is from RefSeq and is a predicted model, not a curated record. Gene Ontology annotation, biological process: proteolysis. NCBI's taxonomy places the organism in Eukaryota, Metazoa, Chordata, Mammalia, Perissodactyla, Rhinocerotidae. Gene Ontology annotation, molecular function: serine-type endopeptidase activity.
UCCACACUGCAGCCAGACGCACUGGCUCCGUCCGCCUCACGCCCCUGCCUGGCCGGAACAGUGAUCUGCCCCCCGGGUUGCGAUGCCGCGUGCUGGGCUGGGGCGAGACCAUGGGCCGCGCCGACCCCUCGGCCGCGCUGCUGGAGGCCCCCGUGGUGGUCCAGCCCCGGGACACCUGCAACGAGUCCUGGAGAGGGGCCCUCACGCGGGACAUGCUCUGCGCCUCCACGGGGACCAGGGAGCACUGUGGCGUGUGCGCGGGCAACUCGGGCGGCCCCCUGCUCUGCCGGGGCCGUCUGCACGGCGUGGUGUCCUUCUCCUCUGCCGUGUGUGGGAGCCCCCACUUCCCGGACGUCUACACCCGCGUGUCCGCCUUCGUGUCCUGGAUCAGGGACGUGCUGCAGCACUACUGACGGGGUGGGCGGGGGUCCGACCUCAAUAAAGGCUCUCGAAGGCGUCACCGG